CGCGUGUCGCUUCUUUCCAUUUUUUUUACGUACGCUAAAAAAAAGUAAGAUGGCGGCGCCCUGGGCGAGAAGUUUCCACGCAUAAGAGAGUGAGUUUCGUGGUCUAAAGAAGUCUACAGAACAACCAGAGAAAGAUGCCUGCAGCACUAAACCUCAGCAAUGAGGUGGUGAAGAUGAGGGCUGAAGUGAAGAAGGUGAAGGUGUUCGUCAUCCGCAAACUCACCCGAACCAUUGAAGUACUGAAGAAAAAGAAAGGAAAUGAGGCUGUCUUGGAGAAACACAAGAGGCGAGUAGCGAGGCUGCAUGAGGAGAUCAGAGAGUUAAGGACACUGGCUCCCGACGUCAUCACCAAGACUGCUCUACAGAAGGACAUCGACUUUAAGAACGUGUGUCAGAAUAAUAACGCCAGCCUGUCAGAGCGUGCCAUAGCACGCAUUGCCUCACAUCCAGACUUCAGCAAUAAAAUCCUUAAGCUCAAAAAGGCCAUUGAAGCCUUCGAAGCAGAACGGAAAAGCGAUGCUAAGACUGACAAAAAGACAAAAAAAGAAACUAAAGCCAUCGAGCAACAGAGUGAGGCAGAACCGGGGACAGGGGACAUGGAAGAGGCUGGCCAAACGGAAGACGCAGCAAAGCAGGAUGAGGAUGCUCCAAUCACAGAAACAGAGAAAUCAUUAGAGACAGAUAGCACAUCAGCUGAGGUGAUGAAGAUGAGAAAAGCGGUAAAGAAACUGAGGAUGCUAGUUAUCCGGAAGCUCUCCCAAGACAUUUCCAGUCUGAAGAAGAUGAAAGGUGAAGAGUCUGAUCUCAAAGAGUACAGAGACAGUGCAGCAAAGCUUCAAAGUGAAGUCCAGGUUUUGAGGGAUCUUGUACCUGACCAUGUUACCACAAGAGCCCUUCAGGGGAACAUUAAUAUGGAAGAGGUGCUGCAGAACCCAGAGUCCAGUCCAUUGGAUAAAGCCACUGCACGUAUCGCCACGCACCCACGCUUCAUCGAGAAACUCCAGACUGUUCGGGAAUCGAUUGAACAGGAAAAGAUGAAGGCUGCACUGAUAGAAGAGGAGAAUAUGGUCAGAGAGGUGACUGUGGCUGAAUAUGGGGACAGUGAUGAUGAAGGGGAUGAAUCGGAUUUGGAAUCAGAUGAUGAUGACGACGACGACGAUGAUGAUGAUGAUGAUGAUAAUGAUGAUGAGGAGGAGGAGGAGGAGGAGGAAGACAACGAAGAUGAAGAAGAGGAGGAGGAGGAGGAGGAGGAGGAGGGAGAGGAUAAAGAUGAUAUCAAAGGAGAUGGUGAGAAAGCAAAAACGAUUGAACAACCUGUAAAGGUGAUUAAAGUAUCUAAUGUUGUAAAGCCACCAGUGGAGGCCAAGGCAGCUACUGUGGCUUCAGUAUUAAAACCAAAAGAAUCUGCAACUAACGAAGCUGUGAAAACAGCAGUGGUCACUCCUAGUGUUCCAGCAAAGAGCAAGAACUCAGCCACACCAGCCGGACAGUCCAUCCAACCUAAAGCCAAAAAGACAGAAAAUAAAGAAGAUAAAGAGGAAGAAAGUGACUUGGAGCUGUCUGAUGAUGAGCAGGAGAAGGAGUAUUUUGACGACAGCACUGAAGAACGUUUCCACAAGCAGUCUUCUCUCUCUGAGGAGAGCGAUGAAGAUGACUUCUUCCUAGGCAAAGUAAGCAAACUGAAGAAAAAGAAAAGUGCAUCAUCUAGAGCCGAGAAAAAGAGUGAACCUAAAACAAGUGAAGUACAGACUGCUAAGGAGUCCAGCGACAAAACUCGGGAGUUCAAAAUGCAGUCAGUCUUCUGCUCCGCCCUGUCUGAGUCUGGGGGAUCUUCUCAGAAAGGGCAGCAUCGUGGCUCAAAGCCACCACACUUCCAGAACCAGAAGAAACGUCCUGAUGGAGAUGUAAAACCAUCCUGGUUCAAAAGCCAAGGCUCUGGAGCUGACAGGAGGCCUUCAGCAGCUGUAUCUAAAGGUCCAGGUCCUAGGCAGAUGGGUGCUGGAGGGACCAGGAUGGGCAAACCUGAGUUUGAACGGCAGCAAAACCAGACUAAUAGAGGUGCACAUGGCAAGCCUUUCAGACCUCCUCAGCAUUCCCAGCAGGCCAUGCACCCCUCAUGGGAGGCCAGUCGGAAAAGGAAGGAGCAGCAGUCUCAGAUUACAGCUUUCCAAGGGAAAAAGAUUAAAUUUGAUGACGAUGAUGAUUAAAAUCUCUUCACAUUUGCCACCAACACCCACUUCAAGGUCCUCUGAAGUUUUGACUGUUUUUUUCUUUACCAAGACAUUUCUUUCUGAUAAAUGUAUUCUGUUUAGACAAUAGACAAUUUUCCACUACAUGGUACUAACUCUACCCAUACCUAAUGCUCUCUUCUUGCUACCUGAAAUGUUUUUUAUUUUCCACUACAUUUGCCCUGAAAUGUAGUUGUUUAUGUUGCAAAACACCAGACACUGCCAUCAGAGUGACAACACAGUUACAAUAAAGUAGAGUGACAAUUAUCUUGGGUCAUUUAGUGCUCUACAUGGAACCAAGAGUGUGCAGGUUCUCAGAAAAGUACCCAGUUCCAGGUAUGUAUUCCAGGAAAAAACAAAACUGAGUAGCUAAGUAGAGUAGAGUUGAGUGGAGCAGGUAGCAUGCAGUGGAAAAGUGACAAUAAUUUACAGCAGAUUUUGCCAGAUAUUUUCUAUAAAUAUUUUAUUUGCCAUGAAUUAGUCAGGUAUUAGACCUAGUAUUGGGUACACAGUAAUCCGAAUAGAUUUUGGAUGAUAAAAGGAAAAUGUAACAGAGGAUAGGUCAAAUCCUUGUCUAGCAAACUGAACAAAAACUCACUUAAAAAUAAUGGUGUUCCAAAAGGUUAUUUAAACAGUACUAAAAAUGAAUGGCUUUUGAUUUAUAAAAGAAAUACAGAGUGUAAUGAAAAAAAAUUCAACUGCAACCAAAAGUGUAGAAUGUGAUUUUCCAGUAACACAUUUAAACAUAGGGGAUGGUUAAAUGUGUUACUGGAAAAUCACAUUCUACAUUGUUCCGUUUUAUAUAUUUUGACUGCAUAAAAUGUUUUGCCUCUUUUUCCAUAAAGUCUGUGAAGUCUGUUCAGCUGUUUGUGUACAUGCAAAAAAAUGUGUUUAAUGUGUUUUAAGGGCAAAGAUUAAAAACGUUUCCAGUU
Molecule: messenger RNA, 3160 nt
Organism: Astyanax mexicanus (Mexican tetra)
Lineage: Eukaryota; Metazoa; Chordata; Actinopteri; Characiformes; Acestrorhamphidae
Gene: srfbp1
Product: serum response factor binding protein 1
Exons: 3
Coding region: 135-2207 (690 amino acids)
Biological process (GO): maturation of SSU-rRNA
Cellular component (GO): 90S preribosome; nucleus
Source: RefSeq, a predicted model, not a curated record